Molecule: messenger RNA, 879 nt
Organism: Lotus japonicus
Lineage: Eukaryota; Viridiplantae; Streptophyta; Magnoliopsida; Fabales; Fabaceae
Exons: 3
Coding region: 1-879 (292 amino acids)
Biological process (GO): DNA repair; telomere maintenance
Molecular function (GO): DNA helicase activity
Source: RefSeq, a predicted model, not a curated record
AUGUGUACAAAGCACAUGUGGCUAAUAUACAAUGGCGAAUUUGGUGGUGAUGUUGGUGGUUGCUCAUCUGUCAUCUGUGUGGUGUCCUCCGUUGAUGGAACACGACCAAUAUGUAAGCACCCUUACUUAUAUGGAUUUGACGGAUCUGGUAAAACUUUUGCGUGGAAUACCCUCUCAGCUGCGCUGCGUCCUGAAGGAAAAAUUGUUCUAAAUGUUGCGUCCAGUGGCAUUGCUUCAUUACUAUUACCUGGAGGUAGAACUGCUCACUCUAGAUUUUUCAUUCCUAUCAUUAUCCAUGAAUCAUCAACAUGUAAUGUCCGUCAAGGUUCUUAUAAAGCUGAGAUGCUUCAAAAAGCAAGUCUUAUCAUUUGGGAUGAAGCUUCAAUGCUUAACAAGCACUGUUUUGAAGCUCUAGGCAAAACUUUGAAUGACAUUAUGAAGACCCAAGCAACUUUUGGCCACGAUAAACCCUUUGGAGGAAAGGUAGUUGUUUUGGGUGGGGACUUCCGACAGAUUCUGCCAAUAAUUUUAAAAGGAAGUAGAUCAGAAAUCAUUUCUUCUUCUGUGAAUUCAUCAUACCUAUGGAAGCAUUGUAAAGUAAUGAAGUUAACUACCAACAUGAGAUUACAACAAGCUGGGUCCUCUUCUUCAUCCUUGGACAUCAAAGAAUUUGCGGAUUGGCUUCUUCAAGUGGGCGAUGGCACGAUUAAGCCAAUCAAUGAGGAUGAUUCUAUUAUAGAAAUUCCCUCUGAUUUGUUGGUGAGGGAGUCUGAUAAUCCCUUACUUGAGUUAGUCAAUUUUGCAUAUCCCAAUGUUGUUGAUAAUUUGGAGAACUAUGCAUAUUUUGAACAAAGAGCACUCCUUGGCUCCCACUCUUGA